Molecule: messenger RNA, 1799 nt
Organism: Protobothrops mucrosquamatus (brown spotted pit viper)
Lineage: Eukaryota; Metazoa; Chordata; Lepidosauria; Squamata; Viperidae
Gene: CPVL
Product: carboxypeptidase vitellogenic like
Exons: 14
Coding region: 155-1597 (480 amino acids)
Biological process (GO): proteolysis
Molecular function (GO): serine-type carboxypeptidase activity
Source: RefSeq, a predicted model, not a curated record
CAGCGAUAGAGCUAUGAUAGGUUAAAGGAGCUGCUGUUAGCUUUUUCCAGAAUUUCAGAUCAUUUGAAGCUGAUCUCUGAUGUUCCAUGCUGGGAUCUUCAGGAAGAAGGGAUAGGUAUAGUUUUCUGUCACUUUUAGGUAACCAAGUGAAAAGAUGUGCAAGAUAACAACGGCUUUACUGGGUUUGCUAAGCCUGAGUUUCUUCUUAGAAUUAAGCAGCUGCCAUGUACGACGGAAUGCCAUGGGAAGUAUUUUUAGGAGACUAAAACAUGCUUUACCAUCACAAGGAGAUCCUGGACAACCACUGUUUCUAACACCUUACAUUGAAAGUGGUAAAAUUGAAGAAGGAAGGCAAUUAAGCCUAGUGGAACAUCUCCCAGGUCCCCAUGUGAAGAGUUAUUCAGGCUAUCUGACAGUCAACAAAACUCACAAUAGCAACCUUUUCUUUUGGUUCUUUCCUGCUCAGGUUCAGCCAGAAAAGACUCCUGUUCUACUUUGGCUCCAAGGGGGACCUGGAGGAACAUCUAUGUUUGGCCUCUUUGUUGAACAUGGACCAUAUGUUGUUCAGAAGAAUCUCUCUUUGACUGAACGAAAGUUUCCUUGGACCUCUAAGUUCUCCAUGCUGUAUAUUGACAAUCCAGUUGGAACUGGCUUCAGUUUUACCGAUGAUCCGAAAGGAUAUGCGAAGAAUGAAGAUGAUGUAGGAAGAGAUUUGUAUAGUGCGAUUAUUCAGUUUUUCCAGCUUUUUCCUCAUUAUCAGAAAAAUGACUUCUAUGCAACAGGAGAAUCUUAUGCAGGAAAAUAUGUGCCAGCCAUUGGAUAUUAUAUUCAUAGCAAUAAUCCUACAGCAAAGAUAAAGAUCAACUUCAAAGGUGUUGCCAUUGGGGACGGUCUUUGUGACCCUGAAGUGAUGCUGGGAGGCUAUGCAGAAUUCUUAUAUCAAAUUGGCUUGGUAGAUGAGAACCAGAAGAUAUAUGUCCAGAAUCAGUCUAAUCUGGGACAACAAUACAUCCAGCAGAAGAAAUGGAAAGAAGCCUUUGAAGUAUUUGAUAUUCUAUUGAAUAGUGAUAAAACUGGAACUCCUUCUUAUAUUCAGACUGUUUCAGGAUGUAGCAACUAUUUCAAUUUCAUGCAGUGCCAAGAACCUGAAGAUCAGGAAUAUUUUGGAAAGCUAUUAUCACUACCAAACAUAAGAAAAUCUAUUCACGUUGGAAAUUUGACCUUCCAUGAUGGUUCUGUGGUUGAGGAAUAUUUGCUUGAAGAUGUAAUGAAGACAAUAAAACCUUGGUUGGCUGUUUUAAUGGAUCAUUACAGAGUUCUCUUAUACAACGGGCAACUUGAUAUCAUUGUGGCAGCUCCACUUACUGAACGAUUUCUGCCUACUGUGCCAUGGGGCAAAGUGAAAGAAUACAAAAAUGCUGAGAGAAUUGUAUGGCGAAUACAUGAUAAAGAUCCUGAAGUUGCUGGCUAUGUACGCCAAGUGGGUGAAUUCUAUCAGGUCAUUGUUCGAGGAGGCGGACACAUCUUGCCUUAUGACCAACCAGAAAGGGCUUUGGAUAUGAUGGAUAGAUUUAUCAUGGGAAAAGGAUGGAAAUAAAGUAGAUAUGGAAAAUAAAAUCCGAUAGUUGAAAUCCUUUGGAAAGUUCUCAAGAGAUUGAUUGAUCAGUAUUGAUCAGAGGAACUGAUGAAAUAUUAUUGGGGCUUUCCCCCCACUUUGGAAAAUCUGUUUUAAUCUGUAAUUAAAUUAUUCAUCUAACUUGAAUGUUUUGUUCUCAAAAUAAAUGACACACAUCUCUGUC